Saccharomycopsis crataegensis is the source of this 444-nucleotide messenger RNA. It is a transcript of the gene MRPL27, whose product is annotated as mitochondrial 54S ribosomal protein mL41 MRPL27. The transcript has a single exon. The coding region runs from base 1 to 444 and encodes 147 amino acids. Lineage: Eukaryota; Fungi; Ascomycota; Saccharomycetes; Ascoideales; Saccharomycopsidaceae. Gene Ontology annotation, molecular function: structural constituent of ribosome. The record is from RefSeq and is a predicted model, not a curated record. Gene Ontology annotation, biological process: translation. Gene Ontology annotation, cellular component: mitochondrial large ribosomal subunit.
AUGAAACAAACCUGUGUGAAUCUUUUCCACGAGACCGCGGCCACGCAACUCAAGAGACCUUGGAAGAAGUAUCGUGAUGGUACCUUGUUCUAUGGGUUGACCAAGGCCGGUUCAAAGAGACAUGCAUUGACCACCAAGCAAGGUAACAAGACUUUUUACAAAGGUACCCGUGCCUCUGGGGUGGGUAGCCAUACCAAAUUCGGGGAGUAUGUUAUCAACUGGUCGAAAGUUAGAACUUACGUUGCUCCUGCUAAAGAAACUUGGAAUAAGGAGUUGAGUCCAUUGAUCCGUGAAACCGUGCCAGAAGUGAGAAACAGCUUUGCUGGGUUCAAAGGUCCAUCGGAUCCAAAAUUGUACUUGAAGAAAUUGAACGAGUAUAUCGUCUACGGUCCACAGGAAACCGAGGACCAUGUUAUUAAUGAUAGAAAUGUUGAAAGGGGUUGA